AUGUACGAGAGACAACUACCUGUGACCACCUGCCGGAUACACCGUGCUGCCUCAGACGCCGGCAACUGUGCGUUAGUAUCUUUUGUCAGGGAUGGUUCCACAUCUAGCUCUCCACUGCUAGGGACAUUUUGUGGUAAUGAGAUUCCUCCCAGGCUUCAGUCCACUCAGGCAUCUAUGUACGUCCACUUCAGGACCGACUCCUCUGUCAGCAACCAUGGCUUUGAAGCAGCCUAUAGCGCUGCCUUGGAGGGCUGUGGCGAUACCCUGACUAGUCCUUCAGGCACCAUCACAAGCCCUGGCCACCCCACCAACUACCCCCAUGGUGCCAACUGUACAUGGUACAUCAGUGUUCCGCCAGGCAACCUGGUUCGGCUUUCGUUUGACUCCUUCAACCUGGAGUACCACGAUAACUGUAAUUAUGAUUACCUUGAGGUGUACGACAAUGGCACUGUGCAGACUGGAACCAAGAUUGGCAGGUAUUGUGGGCGUUCAGUACCUCCAUCCAUUACCAGUACUGACAGCCUGUUGACCCUGUUGUUUGUGUCUGACUCAAGUUUAGUCACAGAGGGAUUUGCUGCCAGCUAUGUUUCUGUCAAUGCCACCACAGACUGUGGUGAGACCUUCACCUUCCUUACAGGGUCUUUUAGUUCACCCAACUACCCUGACAACUAUCCCAACAAUAGAGACUGCAUUUUUAAGAUCAUUGUGGAUGUCAACAUGCAGAUUAUGCUGAAUUUCACCAACUUUGAAUUGGAGGGCUCCCCUCCAUCUUGCAGAUUUGACUUUGUGGAGAUCAGGGAUGGUGGCUAUGAGACAUCCCCUUUGAUUGGUAAGUUCUGUGCCAAUCAGGGGCCUCCAAUCCUGGUAUCCCACAGCAACCGUCUUUGGGUGAGAUUCCGCUCAGAUGCCACUGUCACACGUCUUGGAUUCACUGCCCACUGGGAUGCCGCGCAGACUGGUUGUGGAGGAAUGUUGACCACUGCAUCUGGGGGAUUUUCCUCCCCUAACUACCCCUUGCCCUACCACCCUAAUGUUGAGUGCUACUGGAACAUCAGGACCAGCCAAGGCAACCAGCUCCUUCUUUUUUUCGUUGAUUUCCACCUGGAGUCCAGCUCGUCCUGCUCUUAUGAUUACCUGUCUGUGCAUGAUGGUAACAGCAGCAGUGCUCCCAUCCUGGCCAAGUUGUGUGGCAGUCAGCUGCCGAGCACCAUCAACUCUUCCAGCAAUCAGCUUUACAUCAAAUUGCGCACUGACAGCAGCAUCAGCACAGGAGGCUUCCUUGCAUCAUACACCUCCAAAUGCCGUAAUAUGCUUAUCUCAAGCCAGCACAAAGGAGUGGUGGAGUCACUGAAUUUUCCCAACAACUACCCAGAAAACUCCCAGUGCAGCUGGACCAUUCAAGCCAGCAAUGGAAACACUGUCAACUACACCUUUACAGCCUUCCAACUAGAGGCCACCUCCAGCGUUUGUGCCUAUGACUACAUCAAGCUCUAUGAUGGGCCUAACGAGCAAGGUCUUCUGAUUGGUACAUUCUGUGGAUACACCCCUCCGCCAGCCAACAGCACUACAAGCUCAGCCCUCACCAUGGUCUUCAGAACAGACUCCUCUGUGUCUAUGUCAGGCUUCCAGAUGAUGUGGUACCAGAAUGGUUGUGGUGGGGAGUUAUCUGGUCCCAGUGGCUCCUUUACCAGCCCAGACUACCCCAACAGAUAUCCAGAAAACAGGGAGUGUAUCUGGUAUAUCACCACAUCAGCUGGCAGCAGCAUGACCCUGACUAUCCUUGAGUUUGAUGUGGAGUUCCACCAAGACUGCAACUAUGAUGUGCUUGAAGUGUAUGGAGGCCCAGACCUGUCGGCUCCUCAGCUGGCUAAGCUCUGCAGCACCACAUCAAGCCCAAUGCAUGUCUCCAGCACUGGUAACUUGCUGACCGUCCGCUUCAAGUCUGAUGCCUACGUCAGUGGUCGAGGUUUCAAUGCAAGUUGGGCUGAAGUCCAGGGAG
Messenger RNA from Larimichthys crocea (large yellow croaker), 1999 nucleotides. Its product is annotated as cubilin-like. The annotation marks the transcript as partial. The transcript has 13 exons. Lineage: Eukaryota; Metazoa; Chordata; Actinopteri; Sciaenidae. The record is from RefSeq and is a predicted model, not a curated record.